Molecule: messenger RNA, 432 nt
Organism: Impatiens glandulifera
Lineage: Eukaryota; Viridiplantae; Streptophyta; Magnoliopsida; Ericales; Balsaminaceae
Exons: 2
Coding region: 1-432 (143 amino acids)
Source: RefSeq, a predicted model, not a curated record
AUGAACGCGGACGCCGCGGCUGUAGAGGCUGAUGCCCAAGCGGCAAAGAGGGUCCAAGAUGCGCUGGAACCGAAGCAAAAAGCAGCCGCUCAAGCUGCGAAGGAUGCUGAGCGGUUGGAAAGAGAAAGACGGAGGCUGGAAAGUUUCGCAGAAGACAACAAGAAGAAAAAGGCGGCCUCGGCGGCCUCCUCCGUUUCAGCGCCGAAAAAGCGAAAGAGGGAACCCUCAAAGAAAGUUCAAAUAGCCGACCUGCUCAAUGAGGUCACUGAAACGGUCAUUUCGAGUAUACCGCAGCAGGCUGCUCAAGUCGAAGAGGAGGUUGAAGAACAACUGCAGCACCGGUCUACAAGACAACGAGUCUCUGAACCGGCCAGUCAACAGCAACCGGAGAAGAAAAAGCGGAGCAUAUAUGACUUCUCAGACUCGGAAUAG